Colias croceus (clouded yellow) is the source of this 2190-nucleotide messenger RNA. RefSeq names its product 2-hydroxyacyl-CoA lyase 1 (gene Hacl). The transcript has 12 exons. The record is from RefSeq and is a predicted model, not a curated record. Gene Ontology annotation, cellular component: peroxisome. Bases 222 to 1931 code for a protein of 569 amino acids. Gene Ontology annotation, biological process: fatty acid alpha-oxidation. NCBI's taxonomy places the organism in Eukaryota, Metazoa, Arthropoda, Insecta, Lepidoptera, Pieridae. Gene Ontology annotation, molecular function: catalytic activity; magnesium ion binding; thiamine pyrophosphate binding.
UCAUUCAAUAGAAAGUAAUAAAAUAAAGUGGAAUUUGAACGAGUACGCUAAAAGAUAAUCUCUAAAGCAUUAAAUAUGUUUGAGCAUUUCCAAUCUUAACAGACUUGAAAUAAAGUCACGAUUUAAACAACAAAAAUUAUUAAACAUCAGGGCGUUUAUUAAGUACUUCUCGUGCAACUAUCAGAAGAUCUUUCCAUAUAUCCACCAAAUUAAAUCAAGCAAUGGGUAUCGAUGGAAAUAACAUUUUAGCCGAGAGCUUAAAAAAGCAGGGCAUAGAAUAUGUUUUCGGCAUAGUAGGUAUUCCUGUUAUUGAAACUUCUAUGGCAUUCCAAUCUGUCGGCAUUAAAUAUGUGGGAAUGAGAAAUGAACAAGCAGCGGCUUAUGCAGCUCAGGCUAUUGGUUACCUUACAGGCAAGCCAGGAGUAUGUCUUGCGGUAUCUGGCCCAGGGCUCCUCCACUGUAUAGGAGGUAUGGCCAAUGCACAAGUGAACUGUUGGCCUCUGCUGGUCAUCGCUGGCUCUUGCCCAGAAGACCAUGAAGGUAUUGGAGGAUUCCAAGAAUGGCUGCAGGUAGAAUCAAGUCGCCUGUACUGCAAGUAUGCAGUACGACCUCCUUCACCAAAACUCAUUCCUUUGCACGUAGAGAGAGCCGUGCGCAGCGCGUGCGCGGGUCGGCCCGGUGUAGCUUACCUGGAUAUGCCCGCUACUUUACUUAUGGCGGAAGUAGAAGAAGACAAAGUGCCACUAGACUAUUACACAGCAGCACCUCUAACCUUGGCUCAUCCAGCCCCAGAACUAGUAGAUAAAGCAGCAGAAUUACUGUCCAGUGCUAAAAGGCCAUUAGUAGUAGUGGGAAAGGGGGCUGCGUAUGCGCGGGCUGAAGAUGCAGUACGGAAACUUGUGGAUAGCACUGGAAUACCGUUCUUGCCUACACCUAUGGGUAAGGGCGUAGUACCCGACGAGUCAGCAUAUUGCGUGUCGACGGCACGAACGCAAGCGCUGCUCCAAGCAGAUGUGAUACUCUUACUGGGCGCAAGAUUGAACUGGAUGCUGCACUUUGGACAGCCGCCGAGAUUCGCGCCUGAUGUUAAAGUUAUACAGGUCGACAUUUCUCCAGAGGAAUUCCACAAUAGUAUCAAAUCAGAAGUGGCAAUACAUUCCGACAUCAAGCCAUUUACUGAGGCUCUUUCUCAAAGACUUUCAAACAAAAAGUUCUCAUUGCAACCCAAUAAUAAUGCUUGGUGGCAGUCGUUGAAGGAAAAGCAGAAGAAAAAUACCGAAUUUGUUGAGGCUCAAGCAAACAACAAAACGCAGCCCUUAAAUUACUAUGCCGUUUUUAAGGCAGUUCAAGCUAAUAUUCCCAAAGAUUCAAUAAUAGUCAGUGAAGGAGCAAAUACUAUGGACAUUGGUAGAGGAAUGCUACUUAACAACCAAGCCAGGCAUAGACUGGACGCUGGUACUUUUGGAACUAUGGGGGUGGGACCUGCAUUCGCUGUAGCAUCGGCGAUGUGGUGCAGAGACUAUGCGCCCAACAAGCGAGUCGUGUGCGUUGAAGGAGAUUCCGCUUUUGGAUUCUCAGGAAUGGAGAUUGAAACGAUGUUCCGCUACAAGCUGCCAGUGAUUAUUAUAAUUGUGAACAACAAUGGUAUAUACAGUGGGUUUGAUAAAGAAACCAUGAAGGAUUUCCAGUCUGCUGGCGACAUCGCUCAAUGUACUCCUCCCACCGCAUUAUCCAGCGAGGUUCGCUAUGAGAAGAUGAUGGAAAUGUUCGGCAGUUCGGGCCACUUGUGCCGAACUGUGGAAGAAAUCGAAACAGCUAUCAAAGCCGCUAUACAAGUCACAGACAGACCCAGCAUUAUCAACAUAUUGAUCAGCCCGCAAGCCAACAGAAAACCACAAACGUUCAAUUGGCUUACCGAGUCUAAACUGUAAUUAUAUUGUUGAAAUUUGAAGAGAUAUAUUUAUACUUUUAUGUUGUUUUUGGUGCUAUGUCAAGGGAGCUUAUAUUUCUAUUGUUGGUGAAUCGCUUUAAUAUAUACAAUUGUUAUGCUCAAAUAAAACAAAGGUUAAGGUUUAAGGAUAAUUUUUAUAUUGUCUGUCUAUUGAGUCAUUUAUAAUGUCACAUCACAUGUUUGUAUAUGUUGAACUUAAAAUUAUAUAAUAAUAAAUAUAUUAUUUGUUAUAAACUAAA